This is a messenger RNA of Labrus mixtus (cuckoo wrasse), 2101 nucleotides long. RefSeq names its product acidic (leucine-rich) nuclear phosphoprotein 32 family, member A (gene anp32a). The record is from RefSeq and is a predicted model, not a curated record. Gene Ontology annotation, molecular function: histone binding. Gene Ontology annotation, cellular component: nucleus. The transcript is spliced from 7 exons. Bases 123 to 875 code for a protein of 250 amino acids. Lineage: Eukaryota; Metazoa; Chordata; Actinopteri; Labriformes; Labridae. Gene Ontology annotation, biological process: regulation of apoptotic process.
UAGUCCCGCCCACCGAGCGGAUCAAGUUUGAAUGAACAACAGCAGUCUGUUCUGGAGGUGCUAGUUGCAUUUGCAGUAAUUAUUAAAAAGUGUGUAUCAUAGCAGUGGUGCGUCGAUCCAGGAUGGAUAUGAAGAAAAGAAUUCAUCUAGAGUUGCGGAACCGCACUCCGUCAGACGUCAAAGAACUCGUGCUAGACAACUGUCGCUCGAAUGAAGGAAAGAUUGAGGGACUAACAGACGAAUUUGAGGAGCUGGAAUUUCUUAGCACAAUCAACGUUGGACUGACGACAGUCGCCCACUUGCCCAAGUUAAAUAAACUCAAAAAGCUUGAACUCAGCGAUAACAGGAUCUCAGGAGGGUUGGAAGUUCUGGCAGCCAAAUGCCCCAACCUCACAAAUCUCAACCUCAGCGGAAACAAAAUCAAAGACCUCAGCACAAUAGAACCAUUGAAAGAAUUGGCCACCCUGAAAAGCUUAGAUCUGUUUAACUGUGAAGUGACAAACCUGAACGAAUACAGAGACAACGUGUUCAAGCUACUACCGCAGCUCACGUACCUGGACGGAUACGACAAAGACGACAAAGAGGCUCCAGAUUCUGACACUGAGGUUUACCCUGAGGGCCUGGAUGACGAUGAGGAUGAUGAUGAUGAUGAGGAGGAGUAUGAUGAAGACACAGCACCAGGAGAUGAGGAGGAGGAGGAAGGAGAGGAAGAUGAAGAGGAGAAUGAAGAAGAGGAGGACCUCAGUGGAGAGGAGGAAGAGGAGGAAGAUUUGAAUGACAAAGAGGUUGAUGAUGAAGAUGAUGAAGAAGAAGAGCGGGGUCAGAAGAGAAAAAGGGAGCUCGACGAAGAAGGGGAGGAAGAUGAAGACGAUUGAGAGUCCUCUUGAAGCUAAGUUGUGAACUGUUUAAAUAAUUGUAUCUCCCAGUCACUUCCCAACAGCCCUAUGUAUUAUUCCCCCAGUUUCAUAUUGCAGUAGGAGUGGUUUUUUGUUAAUGGCCAGUCAGGUAGACGGGGUUGUUUGGAGAAACAAGCUAAAUUUAUGUAUCUUUGAUGCUCCCAUGUUCCAGUCUUUACGGUCCACUUUUAACUGCUUUGUGGACACCAAUUUUUGUAAUCACAAAAAACAGCAACGAUGAACCUUUUUAAGAAAUGUUGUUUUCUCACCGUUUGUGUAAGACCUGUUUCUGAUGACUUGUGUAUUUUGAGACCCCCUUCAAAAGAAAACGACAAAAUGAAACAAAAACAAAAAAAGAGUGCAUGUCUUAAUACAUUUUAAAGUCAACUACUGGAUUUCAUGUAUGGCUGUUCUCUCCUCGUCUUAAAUUAAUUUUUUUUUUUAAUUUUUUUUUUUUUUAAAUGUAAUUUAUGUAUUUGUAGUGUCACCAGUAAGCCAAUACUCUCUGCUGUCCUGGUGUGAAACUUGUGUCUGAACAUGCACAGUGUGACCCUCACAGGGCAUAUUUUUAACUCAUAGCAAAAAAAAAAAAAAAAAAAAAAAAAAUGUCUGCCCUUGUCGAAGCUGCUCCUCCUCCUUUAAACCCUCAGCUUUGAUAGUUCGGAAAUUACGUGUUCUUGUAAAUAAUGACCAAAUCUAUUUUUUUGUAUUCUCUUUGAUGACGGCAGACAUCUAACAGACAACUGAGGUGAAACUAUGAAUUGUAAUAAGAUAUUAAAUAUGUAUGCUGCUUUAUCUUAACAUACGCAGUGACAUUUCUUGAGAAUUUGAACAUAACUUUGUAUGCAUAAUCUUUCCAUAAAGAAAACUGUUCAGUGUCAGAGCUCAUUACCGCUUUCUCCAUGUUCAUUUCUGUGACACACACAGGUGGUGGCAUUGGCAACGCUUGACUUUGUGAUGGUAGAGUAGAGAAGUGCGUGAUAUAAAUGGAGGUUACAACAGAAACGUAUGUGCAUUGAAAAUUUAUUGUUUCAAAGUGUAAACUCUGGUAAAAGUCAGUUAUUUGGACUUUGCUUUCAUGAUUAUACCCAACGGUCAAAUUGGCCUACCUCAGUGAUUUUUCACUCCAUGUUAAAUCCACUGUCAUCAGCCAAAUUGUUUCUUUUUGUCCUCCCAUUCACUUCAAUAAAUCCCUUUUAUAUAUG